GCUGUAAAUCUGCUUACAAAGACUUUUUUUAUUUUAUUAGUUGAGAAUUUUGUACAUUGUGUUUUGAUCAUAUUCACCUCCCCCAACCCUUCCCAGAUUUAGCCCUUUCCCUUCCCAUCCAACUUUAUGUGCUCUUUUUUUCCACCCAUCAAGUCCAAUUUGUGCUGACAAUAUAUUAUUUGAUUUGUGGCCUUCUGCUAGAACAUGGUCAACUCAAGAGUGAACUUCCAGAGCAUAGUGGCACACACCUUUAAUCCCAGCAAUCAGGAAGCAGAGGCAGACAGAUCUCCAAAUUCGAGGUCAGCCUGGACAACAGGCUACACAGAGAAAUCCUGUCAUGAAAAACAAAAAUAAAAAAGGGGGCUCUAUACUCGUAAAGAAAACUGACUCUCCCCUCCCAACAGCUAUCAGUUGCUAACAGCUUUCACUACAGAUGUAUAAGUUAGACCUCUCGGCAGAUUCCAAGGAAAUGGCAGCCAUUGAGGCUAGAAGAAAUCGAGAAAGGGAACGACAACGUCGAUUCUUCAAUGUGCGGAACCGAGUCAUGGGGGUGGAUGUGGAAGCCCUGAACUACCAGGUGGAGGAACGAAAGCUCCGGGAGGCAACAGAGCGAAGCAAAGAUGUGGCUUAUGGUACCAAGCAUGCUCAGUAUGAUCUGGUAGCACAGAUGAUAGAAAAGGAAGAGGCAGAGCGAGCAUACCGAUUGUCCAAGAAAGUACAGGAUUUUCGGGAGCAAAGGCAGCAAUUUAAGAAUGGACAUGAAUUUGACUUCUGGGACCCAAACCAACGCCCGGAGGUUCCAGUCCCUUAUUUUGAAAAUGAAACAUAUUUUGGCCCAGCCAACAUGCAGUACUUUUCUGGAGAGGCCCUGGAGAGGGCCUCAUGCUUAAGAAUACAGCAGGAACAGCUCAGAUACAACCUGGAAAAACAGCUACGGGAGCAACAGGCAGCCAGAGAAGAGGAGGCACGAGCAGUUCUGCUUAGUAACCAGCUGCGCCUUGCUGUGGACACACGAGCUGCUGAAAUGGCCAGGCUGGAAGAGUCCUGUCGAGCAGCUAUAAGGACUGCUAUGGCCAAUGCCAACAAAGCCCAGGCAGCCAAGCAGGCCCUGCAGCAGCGCCGUGAACAGCAGCAGCAACAGGUGGCCAACCUCAGGGAGAUCAAGAAACAAAUCACCAGUGAUCUACUGACUGAGAAUCCUCAAGCUGCCCAACGCCCCCAGGCUCCGCACCGGGUCCUGCCCUAUUGCUGGAAGGGCAUGACUGCAGAGCAGCGAGCUGCCAUCAGGAAAACCCAAGAAGCACAAAGGCAGGAGAAAAAGGAACAACGCCAAGCCGAAAAGUCCUUGGAAGCUGAGUGGGGAAAACAAACCAAACGCUUGGCUGAAGCAGCACUGGAGCUGGAACAACAGGAGAAGGAAUUGUGUGCGGAAUUUCGAAGGGGGCUAGGCUCCUUCAACCAGGAGUUAGCUAAGGAACAGCAAGCCCGGCAAAAUUAUCUGAAUUCACUCAUCUACACCAAUCAACCUUCCAACCAUUAUUACCUACAGUUCAACAACAGCAGCCGCUGAACUCAGGAUGGUCACAUCCAUCCUCACCUGUCAGUUUCACAAGUUGCUGGCAGUCAGAAAGAAAAUGCUACAUAUCCCCACUCUAGUCUCUCCCGAUCAGGAGGGAACUAAGCCCAAACCUUUCUACCCAAGGUAAUAAAAGUUAUUCACUGCAAUGAACGAUGUGUUGUGACAGUAUACAAAAAGUGUGAGAUACCACCUUUCCCACUGCACACUGGGGUGCUUAUGUAUCCCACCUCAAAGCCUUCACUUUCC
Meriones unguiculatus (Mongolian gerbil) is the source of this 1825-nucleotide messenger RNA. RefSeq names its product RIB43A domain with coiled-coils 1 (gene Ribc1). The record is from RefSeq and is a predicted model, not a curated record. The coding region runs from base 434 to 1570 and encodes 378 amino acids. NCBI's taxonomy places the organism in Eukaryota, Metazoa, Chordata, Mammalia, Rodentia, Muridae. The transcript has 7 exons.